This is a messenger RNA of Pochonia chlamydosporia 170, 1326 nucleotides long. RefSeq lists its product as hypothetical. The transcript has 3 exons. NCBI's taxonomy places the organism in Eukaryota, Fungi, Ascomycota, Sordariomycetes, Hypocreales, Clavicipitaceae. The record is from RefSeq and is a predicted model, not a curated record. The coding region runs from base 1 to 1326 and encodes 441 amino acids.
AUGUCUGCGUCAAGCGAUCUGACGCGGGACAUGCUACACGGUGUCUCACGAUGGUUUCCGUAUGGCAAAGAACAAAAUCUCGGAUGGCGUUUCGACGCAAUCUCUCUACUCGCCAUCAUCGGCGAGUCGAGCGUAGCUGAGCAUUCGCAACUCAUCACCUCCUCGAUCUUCUGCCUUAUGCCCCAGAUAACGGCAAAGCUCACUGGCGUCUUUAGCGGAGUAACGCUUGAUUCAAUCAGCUUCUUCGCCAACAUUAUCCACCCGCUGGAUAAACUACCACCAUAUGGAUUCGUUGUGUUGGAGAUUACGUACGCGGACCAAGGAUGCCACUCACGGUCAAUGGUCGACAGUGAUUGCGGUAGCAUGUCCAGUGGAACAGCGGUAGACUCCAUCGACGGUGACAUGGAGAGUAGCAGCCGCAUUAUCCGGCGCCGAACAACCGCUCAGACAUUAGUAAACUUCCUAACGAGCCCUGGUGCGAGAGCAGGAGAACGGCCGGCCGUGCCGCCAAGUUUGUUUUCUCCAAUUCAUGUCCUCUCAGUGUUCAGUGUCCUUCUGACGGUGGGGCUAAUCGCGGGCGCUGCCGUGGCGCAAGACGGCGUUGCGAUCCUGUCUAUGGUGCUCAUGGGAACUGUCAGCGUGGUCGUCGGCUUGGCCAACUGGUGGAAGCCUAUACUACAAACGCGUAAAGAUGAAGGCAAGGUGCCUAACGGAGAUGUCGUGAUCCGCACGCGGACGGGCGCCAUGAUUCUAGUGCGCUGUUCCGAGGAUAUCGCGCGCGAGCUGUACUCCGGCACAGAGGAAUGUGAGUACCGGCUUGAUUCGCACUGGCACCGGGGACUGAUGGGCAUCGGGGCGGUGCUGCUGAUGGUGAGCAUCGUGCUCAUUGGCAACUGCACAUGGUACAUGCAGGCCGCCAUUGGCGCGAGUUUCAUCAUGCUCAACGGAAUGUACUGGGCCAUGGGGCUAUUGCCGCGGGAAUGCUUCUGGGACCUGAGUCGCUAUCGGAUUCGGGACGUGACGCCGGCCGAUGCACAAAACGCGCACCUCGACGCUGGCGGUGAGGGUAUUGAAGGUACAGCUUGCUUCACACGCACAUUGUGGUAUGCAGUCCGCGAAACACGUCACAUCGAGCGCAGCGGCGCGGCGCCUGGCACCGCAAUGUGGAGGAGGUGGCUUGCGGAUGCGCAACAUGCGGCAAAGGGGGGCAAUCGGCAAUGGAAGGCAAUUGAGAGGAAGGAUGAGUUGCUUGGCAUGCAGGAGAGUGCAGAAAAUCAUGCCCCCUUGACAGAGGUUGAACCAAACUAUAAUACCCUUCAGUCAUAA